GUGUGUUUUAAAAUUAAAUGUUUGUGAGUGUAGUGAUGUAGUGAAAUUAAGUGUUUUAUUUCUUAAUUGAGUUCCUUUUUUUUGUUUUUUUAUUUGUGGGCACUGCUACCGUGCAAAAGCCAUUUGUGUGUGUGAGUUUUUUUGUUUUUUUUUUAUAAAGUGCGCAGUGUUUGUGAGAUCGCAAUACAUAUACAUACAUACAUAUGUAUGUGCAUAUUUACACAUGUACAUAUGUAUGUUAAAAACCUUAAUGAUUUUGUGUGAGAGAUGUGUAUAUAUACAACUUUGUGUGGCUGCUCAUUUGUGGACAUAAAAUAGUCGUCCGUGUGUUUUAAAAUUGUUGGAUAUAUCUAUAUUUAAACAAGAAUGUCCCCUCCUACCAAGUCAAUAAAAUGAACGUGCUUUUUUUUUUGCAUUUUUGGCACAAAUGACCCAAAACUUCGGCUACUUAGUUUAUCUUUAGUAGUGCUGGUUCCGUAACUGGCAAUAACAAAAUGGUCUCAAUCUAUCGUAUCGCUUUCCCAUUCUAUAAAACCGGCUGCGUUGAGCUGUUUAAACGGAGUCUUCUUGCCAAACAAAAUGGAUUAUCGCGCUUGUCAGUGGUCGCUCGUAUUUCUCACUCUGUGGAGCCUUGUUCCAGCCAAGCGAUCCUUCACAAUGGAACUGCAGAACUUUAGCUGUGCUAUUGUUGAUCCCAAAAUUGGGAAAGAACUAACCUGUAUCGUGCAUCGGAAGCGCACUGUUCCCACUGUAUCUGUGUUCUUCAGUCUAUACGAAACUCAGAAUGAAUUCAGCAUAGACUUUCAAAUGGAUCUGCUCAAAAAGGAUAACACCAAAAUGAACCUAGCGCACACUCGACUCGAUGGCUGCAAGUUUCUGAGCUCCGUCAACAGCAAAUUUAUUUACGGAAAGUUCUUUAAACGCAUUCAGAGCGUCAGCAAUUUACCCAAAAAAUGUCCAAUUCGCGGCAACCAGCUCUAUGCAAUACGCAACUAUACGGUACUUGCCGAUGAAUUUCCACCAAAUUUGCCAGCAGUGACACAUCAGCUACGACUGAAAAUAAUAAGAGCUGAUGCUGUUGUUGCUGAUAUCCUUGUUGGCGGCAAAAUCAUCCAUUGAAUUGUGCUUCUUCUUAAACAUUUUAU
Messenger RNA from Drosophila montana, 1145 nucleotides. RefSeq lists its product as uncharacterized. The record is from RefSeq and is a predicted model, not a curated record. The transcript is spliced from 7 exons. Bases 580 to 1119 code for a protein of 179 amino acids. NCBI's taxonomy places the organism in Eukaryota, Metazoa, Arthropoda, Insecta, Diptera, Drosophilidae.